AACAUUUCGCCAGCAGUUGCAUGUGGUGGUAGACGUUCGUGGUGAUAUAUGCUGCAAUUAAUCUUUAUAAUAUAUUUCAACGAUGAUUAUGGAAAACGUGAAUCCGUAGUUCGUGUGAAGAUGUUUUAAAUACGAUUUAGCCGUACUGUAGAGUAGUAGACGUAGGUAUUUUCUCCACCCAAGGCAUACUUGAACAGCGACUAGGAAGUUCGCCAUGUCUGAACUCAAAUAUUGAUUUGACCGACACGGGAGUCAUUUUCUCGUUUUGCACAAAUUGAUUUGUCCAUUAUCAUAUCGGACACAUUUGGAAACCUAAAAGUAUAGGCUACAGUUUCAGUAAAUAAUUGAAGUGAAAGCUGUUGACGAUUUAAAUGGGUGGUUCUGUUAAAUGAAUGUUAAUAACUUUUACAACGUUACAACAUUUUCUGUACUCGUCAUUUCAACAACAGGCACAGGCUCUGAGGCAAUAAGUUGAGCAACAGGACAAGCAUGUCUGUUCAGUUCACUUGAGCUUGAACUAGCCUCACUAUUCAGCACUGUGUGCAUUUUUUCCAGUCCCCCAAAACUAAAUUGUUAUUUUCUAUGCUUAUUAGGAAUCCUAACAUUGUGUUGUACUGCGUGGACAUUUUAACAUGGAUCAUCCAGGUGAUGCGCUACAUGCUAUUUUAGCCUUUGCUUCUUAAUCAAACAUAUUUUAAUACGUCAAUAGCCUGUUCGUGUUCAAUCCCUCAUGAAAUCAGAGAUCUCAUGUUUUCUACUUUAACGUAAAGUAAUUUAAUUGUUCUAGUUGAGAGUAGGACGGUAUAGCCCACUGUACUUUAAAUGUCAUUGGGUAAAUAGGGUAGCUGAUGUCGUGGAAUAGGAAACCUUUUUUAGAAGCAACUUAGUCUAUUGCACACACAAGACGGAAUGUACUAAAUGCGAGACACGUUGCGCGAACAAGCCAUAUCGAGAUGGCCACCGCUAUCUCCUCGGAGGUGGCUAUUCUGUAUUUCAGUAAUACAAUUAAAAUAUGUAAUCCCCCCCCCCCCCCCAACACACACACAUAUAAAAAUCUUAUGAACUAAUAUUCUGAACGAGUUGAUGAAAAAAAUACCUUGAAACAUAUUGAGCAUUCUGUCUGUAUUGGCACAAUGGCGCCGCCUAUUGGGCAGCAAAGACACUCAGACUGAAAUGAUUCAGACAGCAUGGCCUCCACGGCAGAAGGCUGCAUACAAUUCACCCGCCAUGCAGGCGAUAUCCUCCUUAACUUCAACCGUCUACGCAGUAGAAACAUCCUCACCGAUGUCACCAUUCAGGUGGAUGGACAGUGUUUCAGAGCUCACAAGACUGUAUUGGUGGCCUGCAGUGGCCUCUUCUACUCGGUAUUCAUGGACUCUCAAAAGGGCAACCUCAGCGCCAUCAGCUUGGACCCCAAAGUGGAUCCUGAGGGCUUUGCCAUCCUGCUGGAGUUUAUGUACACGUCCUGCCUAACUCUGAAAGAGAGUCUGGUUCUGGCCACCAUGAACACUGCAGCAUACCUCCAGAUGGACCACGUGGUGGACACCUGUCGCAGGUUCAUCAAGUCCAGGGGUAUGUCUCUGAGUUUGCAUACUGAAGAUGUACAGGACAGCCUGAUGCAUGUGUCUCAGGAUGGGCCUGGAUUUAAGACCGUUCUUGGCACAGAGACGUGCCCCAGGUCCAACCACACAUCCGCCCCUCCUCUCAGAGACUCGAGGGCCUACGGCCCCAGUGUGUUCAGUGGGAUAAAUGCCUCUGGCAGCUCCUACCAUGUGUACGGACACCUGCCCAUCCCUUUAGGAAAACUGUCUGAAGCCUGCAAAAUCAGCGACCUUCCCAAAGGGGGCACCCUACCUCUGAAUCUAUGCUCUCAGGUCUAUGAGGGCACCGAGGCCGCCACCACAACCACGACCACCAUCAUCCACCACCCUCUGUCAUCUCACUCAUCCUCCUCUCCUGUCAUCUGCAAUUCGGGAGCCCUCCGGGGCCUCCAGGCACCUACAUCCUCCAUGGAAGAUUGUACCCAGCACCCACAGCCUAGCCCCCACAGCAUGUCCCCAGGCUGUGGUAAAGGAGUGAUCUGCAGCCCGCAGAGCCCCCACCGGUCCGACUGUCACCCCAACUCUCCAACUGAGUCCAGCAGCAGCAAGAACGCAGCCCUGUCUGUUACCCAGCCCCGUGGCUGCAAGGAGGAGCCCAAGGCCCACAACUGGAAGAAGUACAAGUUCAUUGUGAUGAACCAGACCUCUGACGAAAAGGAAGAGGAGGCCGAGGGAGGCAGGACGGAGGCUAGGGGCUGCUCACCUCCACUGGGCCGUUACUUGGCCAGCGAACUAGAUGGACACAUGGAAGUUCAGUCUGGCAAUAUGGGCAGUGAGCAUGAUAAAGAGCUUUCUGUCCCUCAGACUGGCCAUCACAUCAGCAGCAUCAACAGCCAUCUGAGAUGCUCCACCUGUGGCUCAGAUACACCUCAUCACCGGGACAUGUGUCUGCGCUCCCCUGGCUCUUACAGUGGGGAGGAGACCAGCGAGAGGCACUCUGAGUACUCUGAUUCAAGCUGUGAGAACGGUACCUACUUUUGCAACGAGUGUGACUCCAAAUUCUCUGAGUCUGAUUCUUUGAAAGACCACAUGCUCCAGGCCCACAGUGACAAGCCUUACAAGUGUGACCAUUGUCAAGCGGCCUUCCGCUACAAGGGGAAUCUGGCCAGCCACAAGGCUGUCCACACAGGUGAAAAGCCAUAUCGCUGCAACAUCUGUGGGGCUCAGUUCAACCGCCCAGCCAACCUGAAGACCCACACCCGCAUCCACUCUGGAGAGAAGCCGUACAAGUGUGAGACGUGCUGUGCUCGCUUUGUACAGGUGGCCCACCUGCGUGCCCACGUUUUGAUUCACACGGGAGAGAAGCCAUACCCUUGCGAGAUCUGUGGAACACACUUUCGCCAUCUUCAGACAUUGAAGAGUCACCUGCGCAUUCACACAGGGGAAAAGCCUUAUCAUUGUGAGAAAUGUGACCUCCACUUCAGACACAAGAGCCAGCUGAGGCUCCACCUGAGACAAAAGCACGGUGCAGUCACCAAUACCAAGACUCAGACCCGGAGACCCAACACUGACAUCCUGGCCGGCUUGGCCAAAGCUUGCUGAGACAACACUAGGACUUUUGAAUCCCAGUCCAGACUGUUGGUCAAAAUCAAGCUGUCUUCGUACCGUAUAAUCUGAGAAUUAGUUUGGCUUUAUAUGUACUUCAGAUAUGGAAGUACAGCUGUUUUGUAAUUUUUGUAUGUUUGUAAAUAAGUUCAAACAGAAGUAUGUACAUAAGAUUUUAAAAUGUUUCUACUUCAUAGAUUUUCAUUAAAUGUACCUGGACAUCUUUUUAUUGUAAUACAAUGGCAAAACUAUUAUUUCAGUCAUGUAAUUUUCAGGAAAUGUGAACUUCAAAACCUCAACUGUACAACAUUUUGAAAUGAUCAUUCAAAUUAAGUAAACUUUCAUUGGUACAUUGUUAUAUUUGGUUAUGAAUUUUGAUUGUAUAAGCUAAUGAACUAUACUUUUUAGUUUAUCAUAGUUUAUUGUGAAUAUAAAAUAUAAUAUAUCUUUACAGAUUGCCCUCUGCUGGCAGAGAAUUAUAAUUUACAGAAAGGUACUUCUGUGUUGUCUGCUAUAUCUUGUCAGUAAGCAAGGGUUUGUGUUAUCACAUUGUGUAAUAGUAAUGAGCACCCUUGUAGCUAUGUAUGCAAUGUAUUCAAGGUGCCUUACUUUAAGCUACUUUUGUGCAGUAUAUCAGUACUGUAAUUUCUUUUUCCUGCGCUUUUUGUCAAGUUUAAAAUGCUGUAAAUACACCUAGUCUCGAGCUGCGUCCUCAGGAAUGUUAUGAAAGGAUCUUUGUUACUGCAGAGCUUAAUGUAGAGGAUAUAAAUAAAAUGAAUGUUUGGUGAAAAUAAGUAUGUUGUGUAUUUGCUACCCAGUGAAGAAUCAGUAGUAUAUUAUCUUUAAGUUGUCAACAUUGGCAGGUGGUCUGGGAUACACCUAAAUAAAAGCCUCUUGUCAAAUGUAGUCAUACU
Osmerus eperlanus (European smelt) is the source of this 4060-nucleotide messenger RNA. RefSeq names its product BCL6A transcription repressor b (gene bcl6ab). The record is from RefSeq and is a predicted model, not a curated record. Lineage: Eukaryota; Metazoa; Chordata; Actinopteri; Osmeriformes; Osmeridae. Bases 1188 to 3143 code for a protein of 651 amino acids. Gene Ontology annotation, cellular component: nucleus. Gene Ontology annotation, molecular function: protein binding; DNA-binding transcription factor activity, RNA polymerase II-specific. The transcript has 9 exons. Gene Ontology annotation, biological process: regulation of transcription by RNA polymerase II.